AUCGCAGUGACCAGGUUGGAACCGCCCAGAUAAAGCCUGAAGGGGAGAUUCCACAAAUAAUUCGCGUCGAUUUUUUUGGAGCUGGACGACGCCCAAUCACCACUCGCCAUCAUUUCCUUUCUGGUAGAUUUGGGAGCAAUUAUGUUGAAGAUUUAUAAGAAUUUUCUCGAGGAAGGUUGUGCUAUCGAAACCGACGAUCAUAUAGUAUUUAAUGUUAGCUAGAGAAGGUUUCAGAACCUCCCAGAGAUUAGCCCCAAAGUUUCAGAAAGGUAGAUACAGUUGGUAGAAAAUACAAGUUUGAUUGCGAUAGCACACGACGAGCCUAGCUCGUGGACCUCAUGAAGGUGACAAUGAGUGGACAUGGUGUCCAUUUUGGAUCCAAAAGAAAUGGCUGUGGUUGCACAUGGGCCAUGUUCGAAGAUUGAAAUUUCGGAAAGGAUGAUAAAAAGGAUUAGACAGUGUUAGAAAACAAGGGGGAAAGGGAAUGCUGAAGUUAGUGGUGGGAUGUUUGAGGUGUCUGUCGCUGACAUGCAAAAAUCCGAAGUUGUAUUGUGCUUAUUUGAUUACUUUGUAAAAUAGAGAAGGAAGGAGAGACCUCGAAUUCGGAUUGGUGUGAAUGCAUUGCAUCGACCGCAGAAUUUCCACCGCAGCCUUUAGAUGUGAAAUAUUGAAGGGCUCAGAUUAGCCCACUGUUUCGUUUUAUCCUGAGGCACGCCGUCCCGGUUUUAGCAAUUAGAUGCCAAAAGGGAUAAAUCCUCAUUCAAUGCUACCAUCAUUCGUGUUCUUUCCUUGUCAAGGCUCUCAUAGUUUUUUCCGUUGAUUCUUAAUAGAGUUGGAGCAAUUUUAUGUUUCGAUAGAUUUUGAGAUCUCAGCAUCCGGGUUUUGAAUGGUGGAUAUGCUUUAAAGCUUGUAAUCUUGAAGAAGCGCACGUGGCUCUACCCGUGGUAAAUUUGUUGUUUAAUUUAAGGAAAGUUUUGUUACGGUGACAUAGGAUUCGGAAUUGGGAAUUUUUUUUACUCGGAGUAGCUCUGGUUAACUGAUGGUCAUGGAUAAGAAUCUUAGCACAUAUACUGGGGUACCGUCGGGGAUCAAAUUUAACAGCCAAUCAGCUCCCACAUUUCUGGACUCCGAUCUGAUCAACAAGAUGAAAGUUUGCGGCAAGUUUUUAAAUUCGAAUCCUACAGAUGUUACCCAAGAUUCUGGCCAUUCAAAUUUCGGUUUCAAUCCCCAAUCUCAAACAUCUGAUGGUGAUUCUCCAGAGGAUCUUGAUUUCAGCGACGGGGUUCUAAAGUAUAUAAAUCACAUCCUCAUGGAAGAGGAUGUCGAAGAGAAAACAUGCAUGUUUCUUGAGUCGUCUACAGCGCUUCAAGUUGCCGAAAAAUCGUUCUACGAUGUUAUUGGAGAAGAGUAUCCCGGAUCUUCUAAUUCUCAGCUAAUAUCGAAUUCGGAUCACAGCUAUGAGAAUCCAGACGAAAGUGUUUCUGCAGUAUUGAAUGAUUUUUGGAGUUCCGGCGAUACGGAAACGCUAUGUCCCGAUUGGAAUUCUGAUCCCGAAACCUUCAAUAGGGUCGAUAAGUCUUACGCCAACGUCAACACGGUCUCCCAAUCUACUUCGCAGACAACUUAUAGCUCUUCAAGCAGCAACGGUACCGUCGUCGAUGGCCCCGUCGAUUCCCCUGUGAGUAGCCUAAAAAUUCCCGAUAUUUUUAGCGACAGUGAAUCCGCGCUUCAAUUUAAAAGGGGUGUCGAAGAAGCUACGAGAUUUCUUCCCAACAGCAGCAAUUUGAUCGUCGAUUUGAGGUACGACGAGCCGUUAGGUACAGUGCCGAAGGAAGACAGUGCCAAUCUUGUAGUUAAGGUGGAGAAGAAAACCGAUCUUUCAGAAUUCAGCGACAUUUCGAGGGGGAAGAAGAAUCCGUUCGAUGAGAGCGUAGAUUUGGCGGAAAGAAGCAACAAGCAAUCCGCGGUUUACACCGAAUCGACUGUGAGUUCGGAAAUGUUCGAUACUGUCCUUUUGUGCAGCGGAGGGAGAAACGAAUCUGCCCUUCGGAAAGCUUUGGACGAAGUGACGAAAAGCGCUCCCCAAAAUCAACAACAAUCGAAGGGAUCGAACGGCGGUAAGAGCAGCGCGAAGAAAAGGGGCGGGAAAAGAAAUGUCGUCGAUUUACGAACGCUACUGACCCUUUGCGCGCAGGCUGUCGCAGCCGACGACCGGCGCACGGCGACGGAGUUUUUACGGCAGAUCCGCGAGCACGCGAAGCCUACCGGAGACGGGAUGCAGAGGCUCGCGUAUUAUUUUGCCGAUGGUCUUGAGGCUCGUAUGGCCGGAUCGGGAACUCAGAUAUAUAAGUCGCUUCUUAAUUUACCGACCUCGGCUGCGGAUAUUCUGAAGGCGUACCAUACUUACCUCGCUACAUGUCCCUUCCGGAAGAUCUCGAAUUUCUUCGCGAACAAGACGAUCAUGACUGUCGCCGAGAACGCGUCGAGCCUGCACAUUAUCGAUUUCGGUAUUCUUUACGGUUUCCAGUGGCCGUGCUUUCUUCAACGCCUCUCGGAUCGACCCGGCGGUCCUCCUCGACUGCGCGUUACGGGAAUCGAUCUUCCUUGUCCGGGUUUCCGGCCGUUACAGAGAGUCGAAGAAACGGGGCGGCGUCUGGCGAGUUACGCCCAGACGUUCAAAGUACCCUUCGAGUUCCACGCGAUAGCGCAGAAGUGGGAGACAAUCAAAAUCGAGGAUCUUAAGCUCGACGAGAACGAAGUUCUCGUGGUGAACUGUUUGUAUCGAUUCCGGAAUCUUCUCGACGAGACGGUAAUGGCGAACAGCCCGAGGAACAUCGUUCUGAAUCUCAUCCGGAGGAUGAACCCGGCGGUGUUCGUGCUCGGGAUCGUGAACGGCUCGUACAACGCCCCGUUCUUCAUCACGAGGUUCCGGGAGGCGCUGUUCUAUUACUCGUCGUUCUUCGACAUGCUCGACGCGAACAUCCCCCGGGAGAUCCACGAGCGGAUGCUACUUGAGAAAACGAUUCUGGGACGGGAGGCGCGGAAUGUGAUUGCGUGCGAGGGCGCGGAGAGGAUCGAGAGGCCGGAGACGUACAAGCAGUGGCAGGUCCGGAACGUGAGGGCCGGGUUCAGGCAGCUCCCGAUCGACCGGGAGAUGAUGAAGAAGGCCGUGAACCGGGUGAAGACUUCGUAUCAUAAGGAUUUCGUGAUUGACGAAGACGGGCAUUGGCUCUUGCAAGGCUGGAAAGGUCGAAUCGUUUACGCGAUCUCGGCUUGGCGGCCGGAGUAUUAGAAAAAUCAAUCGAUCGAUCGGCUACUCUCGAGGAGAAAGAAUCGUCGAACGUGCGAACCCAGUCGAGACAUUUCGCAGGAUGGGUCGCCGAUGUCGAUGUGGCGGUGUCGGUGAUCUUUCCGGUGAUCGGAAAAUGAGCGACGGCGGAGGGGCGGAGGAGGUAAUAGAGAAAGUUAGAAGGUUGGUUUGGUAAUUUAACUACUUAAAACUCUACUCUACUUAGACUAUGAUAAUAAUAAUAAUAAUUAUUAUUAUAAUUAAUAAUGUGAGAUACAGAGAGACUGAAGGUAGGUAGUGUUAGUGUUUGAUGUUUAUUAAUGAAGAAAUUGCAAUUUAAUUAAGGGGAGGAAAAGCAAUUUGAGUCCUAUUGGUACGUUCAAAACUAGAUUAAUUAUUUACUCCAUUUUCAUGAAAAUUGGUCUUAUUUUAAAUUAUUUCAUUUUGAUGUAUUUUGCUGAC
Molecule: messenger RNA, 3751 nt
Organism: Andrographis paniculata
Lineage: Eukaryota; Viridiplantae; Streptophyta; Magnoliopsida; Lamiales; Acanthaceae
Product: scarecrow-like protein 14
Exons: 3
Coding region: 1040-3292 (750 amino acids)
Biological process (GO): regulation of DNA-templated transcription
Cellular component (GO): nucleus
Molecular function (GO): sequence-specific DNA binding; DNA-binding transcription factor activity
Source: RefSeq, a predicted model, not a curated record